This is a messenger RNA of Neurospora tetraspora, 895 nucleotides long. RefSeq lists its product as uncharacterized. The transcript has 2 exons. Lineage: Eukaryota; Fungi; Ascomycota; Sordariomycetes; Sordariales; Sordariaceae. The record is from RefSeq and is a predicted model, not a curated record. Bases 230 to 718 code for a protein of 162 amino acids.
AUAACAGAACAGGCGACAGUAAAACGGGAGUGGCGUGACGCCUACCGUUCGUUUCGUGUGUGUCUUGGUUUCACAAGAGUUGAGUUUGCCAAAGGGCCAAGGGAGAUAAGAAGAGAAAGAGGAAGAGGAAGGAAAAGAAGAAACAUGGAACCGACGAAAGCUGUGUUCUGAGUUCUGUGUCCCCUGUUCCCUGUGGUGUUCGUUCCCGUGUGGAAGCAAAGCUGAUGAAAUGGAAGGAUGGAAUGGAAUUGGAAUGGUUGCGUGCGUCUUCUCCUCCUGUACAUCUUUACUCUCUGUACUACAUGCGUACACGUGCAUGGGAGUAACAAGGGAUUCGACAGGCAGAAGAAACGGACAGAAGGGUGAUGGGAAUGGGGGCGAAUGGCGAUAUCGUCUGAGAGCUCCAGGGGUGACAACCUCAAGUGACAAGGUGACAAGGCGACAAAGAAUGGAAGUUACGGUAAACCAUCAGUCACCCCGCCUUUUCCUUUCCCUUGUCUCCAACCCCGUCCUCCGGGAACGCUCUACCGAACACCGCGAGCUUGCCCCAGUCUGGAAAGUUGUCCGUCGGAGGCCGGGACCCCUGGAUGGGGCCCAAAGUCUAAGUCUAACAAGUGGAGGCGACACCGACGAUCCAGGUCACCACCGGCCAUCCACCGGCACACCCAAGUUGUUGGUCACACUCAUCCAAUUAUACGGGAGCUAUCGAGAGAUCUAGUGAAAUCGAACACUUCGAAUCGAGAGAUGGGUGACGAGAGCCUAGCAUCCUUACUCAGUCAUGUAAUCAUGUACCAUACCAGAUGCAACCGUAUGCAGCACUGAUGCAUUGCACCGACCCCGACCGACCGGCCUCCGCCGUGCGUCUUUGAUACAUGUUGACACCGCGUCUGACCCC